GACGUGCCCCAAUCCCUCUCCCCCUUCAGGACGUGCCCCAAUCCCUCUCCCCCUUCAGGACGUGCCCCAAUCCCUCUCCCCCUUCAGGACGUGCCCCAAUCCCUCUCCCCCUUCAGGACGUGCCCCAAUCCCUCUCCCCCUUCAGGAUGUGCCCCAAUCCCUCUCCCCCUUUCUCCUCUCUCCCAUACCUCCCCACCCUGCCCCGCCCGGAGUCACUUUUGAGAAUUCUCAAAAGUGCCUCCCCACCCUCCCCCACCCGGAACACGGUCAACGUGACGAGGUGGUUUCAGGACAACCUGAAGCUGAAGGAAGAGGACUCAGACUUACUCUUCCCUCUCUCCCCUCUUCCCACCCCCUCUCCCCCCACCCCCCCCCUCCCCCCCUCUCCUACUCCCCUCCCCCUCUCCUACUCUCCUACCCCCCUCCCCCCCUCUCUCCCUCCCUUCCUCUCCCCCCCUCCCCCUCCCAGAACAUGGUGAACGUGACCAGGUGGUUCCUGGAGGACCUGCAGUUGAAGGAGGAGGACUCGGUCGUGGUGAAGAUGGAUAUAGAGGGGUGGUUGCUAGAGGACCUGCAGUUGAAGGAGGAGGACUCGGUCGUGGUGAAGAUGGAUAUAGAGGGGUACGAGUGGGAGAUACUGCAGCACUGGAUCUCCAACCCCCGCAUGGCAGCGAUCGUAGACGAGCUGUUUGUCGAGGUGCAUUAUCACCAUCCGAGCAUGACGGAAUUUAUGUGGACUGAGGAAUAUUUCAUCCACACACGUGAGGAUGCGACGAGGUUGCUGACUGACUUGAGAAAGGCCGGUUUCUACGUGCAUCCCUGGCCGUAG
This is a messenger RNA of Closterium sp. NIES-65, 829 nucleotides long. NCBI's taxonomy places the organism in Eukaryota, Viridiplantae, Streptophyta, Zygnematophyceae, Desmidiales, Closteriaceae. The record is from the annotation of a GenBank genome assembly.